Messenger RNA from Candidozyma auris, 1242 nucleotides. RefSeq lists its product as uncharacterized. The transcript has a single exon. NCBI's taxonomy places the organism in Eukaryota, Fungi, Ascomycota, Pichiomycetes, Serinales, Metschnikowiaceae. The record is from RefSeq and is a predicted model, not a curated record. The coding region runs from base 1 to 1242 and encodes 413 amino acids.
AUGAGGCUACUGACGAUAUACAUCCUCGGGAAGCUCCCGUUGGACUUUCUUGUGCUCAUUCUUCGCUACCUUUUUUUUGGUGGCAUCAAGCAGCGCAAAUACAGAAGGUCGUUGGCAGGACUUCUUAAAUUGACGUUAUACAAGUCCGCUUUGCUGGUGCCAAUUGAAGACAGCAGAUGGCUUUCUCCAUACACAAACGCGUUUCUCCUUCGCAAAGUUAUGCCCACGGUGGCACCAGCAAUUACUAAGGGAUUGCCAGGGUACAGUGAGCAGUAUGACUCCAACUCGUACUGGCUAGUGAAACAGCCUGAUAGGAAGCCCACAGAUCCUUUGAUCCUUUUCCUCCACGGAGGCGGCUUCUUCCUCCAAACAAUGCCUCAGCAGCUUCGCUCAGUGUUCUCUAUGUAUCAUUUGCUCAAUCCUGAAGUUAAGAGAAGGACAUCCAUCUUGCUUUUGGACUACAAGCUCUGCUCUAAAGGCCACACGUUCCCCACGCAAAUGCUCCAGCUUGACCAGACGUACGACAGACUUGUUCGUGACAACUUCGAGAACAUCAUUCUCAUGGGAGACUCUGCUGGUGGCAAUAUGGCCGUCGGUUUCACCCAGUUUUUAAAGGCAAAGAAUGUGCCUGUUACAUACCCAACUAAGUUAGUUUUGCUCUCGCCAUGGAUGAAGUUGGCACCUCUUCCUCACGAUAUGACUAAGCAGUCGUCUUGGAGGCAGAACGAGGACCAGGACUUGAUCCACCACUCGAAAUUUGCCGACAUCUCUCAAUUGGCCUUGAUCAUUGGCGAGCAGGAUGCCUUCUCGCUUGUCUGGUCGCCAAUGGGUAAGCAGCCUCGUUCAAGAGACGACUGGUCGGUUAUACCAAAUUACUCUGAUCCUAAGCACGACGUUUUUGUGUUGGUUGGUGAGGAUGAGAGUUUCCGUGAUGAUAUCUUGGAAUGGUGCAAGUACGCCAUGGAAGUACCAUUCCACGGAACACAUUCAUACGGCACCGAGAAGGGCUACACGGACGAGCAGUACACGUUCAAGCGCCGCAACCAGCCUGGACAUGCAAAUCUCGACUUAUACGUGGAACCCCAGGGUGUACACGAUGCCAUCUUGUUCUUCGAGGAUACUGUCUACAAGCAGGUCGGAGCUGGUCUCAAGAAGGGCAAGCCCAUCACGAUUGAAGACAUUGAUUCUGAGAAGUACUUUGGUAUCUACCGUUUGGUGAAAUUUUUCAAUGAGAGGCUCUGA